AUGAGGGAGGACAACGCAUUUAAUUCGUUGGCCAAUUCUGAUUCCUCGUCUUUCCGUACACCAACAUCUACAGAGGACGAGGGUGAAAAUAGUGAGCUGACGCCCAAGAGUCACUACCAUCGAGCAGUGGAUGACAAGCGUCUACCGAGCUGGCUCUCUCCGGGUUUGGAAUCAUGGCUCAAUGGGGGUCGCUCGCCUCAAAAACACAUAUUUAGGCCCGUGAUGCCAGCUCUACAGUUGAUUCCGCGGCGAUGGCUUGACCAAAGGUUCCCGCAGCAACAACACAAAAUGUUCCUCUUCAUCGGCAUUUGUCUGCUGUGGUGUCUCAUGUUUGCCAUCCUAUACGACACGAGUAUGGGUCCGGUCAUGGUGGAUGGCCUCUACCAGCCAGUACAGCAAAUUGACUGCACCGACUCGUUCUGGCUGCCUGACAACGGAUGUGGAAUUGACGGAGCGGACUGCAGGCCAUUCGCGGGCACCUCAAUGGCUUUUCACUGUCCUAGUGAUUGCGCUAAGGCCAAGGUCCAGACACCUCAUCAUGUCGGUGCUCAAAACAUUGUUAAUCGUCAGCUUGUCAUUGGCGGCCCUAUAUACCGAGGUGACUCUUAUAUCUGCGGCUCAGCUAUCCAUGCUGGUAUUAUCAGCGACGCCGACGGUGGAUGUGGUAUUGUGACUCGAGUGGGUCAGACGAACACUUAUCCCAGUACUCAUAUUAACGAAAUCGAGUCCAUAGCUGUCAGGACGUACUUCCCGCUGUCUUUCAAGUUUCAGCUGGACUCGGGUUUUGAAUGUCAAGAGAGAAAUCUGCGGUGGCUUUUGCCCUUCCUUUCGCUGGGGUUCACCAUUGUGGUAUUUCUAUUCUCAUCAAACCCAGCUGUUCCCUUCUUCACGGCAUUUGUCGUUGGCUUCGUACAUGUGAGCCUUGUGUCCGACGAACCAGAGGCGGGUCCACACUUGAGUCCUGUUCACGCACAUCCUGGGGUUUACUCCUCUCAUAGUCUAUCCUCAAACCUCGUCAAACUCCUACCUGCCGCACUAUGUGCUACACUCAUUUACAAAUGCUCUGUGCGGCCGACUUUUCGCAACUUGACAGCACAUAUUGAAACGACCGCUCUCUGGCUAGGGGGAUUCUGGAUCGGUUCAUUUUCGAACCACACGUUCGAGUGGUUCCCCAUCUCCCGACUUGCAGCCCGGGACAUGGAGCUACAACGAAUGGCUAUCUCAACGGUCUUUAUGGCUCUAAUUCUCAUUUACCAAGUUUACAAUCUCCGCCUUGAGGGACGACUAGCAAAGUCUGCACCCCUAUAUACCAUCUUCACAUUGGCUCUUAUUAUCUACAUUAUCGCCCCCAGCCUGCGGCUACCCAUCCACUACGUCGUCCUCCCGCUCGUCAUCAUGCCUGGAGCAAGCAUUCAAACCCGAGCAUCGCUCUUCUUCCAAGGCCUCCUGGUCGGGCUCUUCGUCCACGGCGUCACCCACCAGGGCUUCGUUCCAAUUACCCAUUCCCCCUCCUUAUCCGUCGAAACCCCCGACUCCACCAAUUUCCCAACUCCCAUCCCCACUAUCCUGCAACCGGAGAUAUUCCUCGAAGAUGCGGCGUCCAACAUCACCUUCGUGUGGGCGAACCCAGUCCCGCCCCUGUUCGAGGGGAUCAGUAUGCUUGUCAAUGAUGUGGAGAGGGGAAGGAGGUAUUUCGGGGACGAAAAUGCGCCGGAGAGCGAUGAUCGGUUUGAGUGGCGACGGGGACCACAGGCUGUGGUGGAUUAUGUCAGAUUUAGUUAUUUGAAGGACGGGAGGGCUUUGGGGUACUCGGAGGCCGGGAUUUGGUUGGUUAAUGGGACUUGGACUGGGUUAGGGGAGUAG
Messenger RNA from Pseudomassariella vexata, 1863 nucleotides. RefSeq lists its product as uncharacterized. Lineage: Eukaryota; Fungi; Ascomycota; Sordariomycetes; Amphisphaeriales; Pseudomassariaceae. The record is from RefSeq and is a predicted model, not a curated record. The transcript has a single exon. The coding region runs from base 1 to 1863 and encodes 620 amino acids.